AAAAAGAUAGUUUACGUUUUGGAUUAUUCUUCGCUAUUAACGACGAUGGCCAGUUGCCACCAAACUCCAGUGUUCUUACGUCCCUAUAAGAACCCAUUGAAUUUUUUUUUUUUGGUCCAUAAAAUGAUAUAAACAUCCCUUCAUUAUCCAACAAGGACAAUUCAGAAAUCAAAAUCCCAACAUGGAUUCUGUCGAAAACGGUUCUCAAAUCAGUGUCGGUUCAGUCAGUACUACUACUUUGUCCAAUGAAGAGAUAGAUAUCUUGAAGGUGAUGCAACUCCCAAGCGGAUUCGUCCUUCCGAUGGUCUUGAAAACUGCUAUGGAGCUCGAUUUAUUUGAACUCAUGGCACAAAAAAGCGGCCCGGAUGGUCAAUUAUCCGCAGCAGAAAUCGCAUCGUAUCUUCCUUCAACAAAUCCGAAUGCCCCUGUUAUGCUUGAUAGAAUGCUGCGCUUUCUUGCCAGUUUCUCCUAUCUGAAAUGCAAUUCUGUCCCAGAUGAAGAUGGGAAAGAUCCCACGAGAUUCUACAGUUUAGCACCCAUUAGCCAGAAUUUCGUCCGGAAUGAUGAUGGGGUUUCUCUUGCACCAUUGUUAAGGCUACCAGUGGAUAAAGUAAUGAUUGAGUCAUGGUUUCAUUUGAAGGAUGCGAUUCUGGAAGGUGGAGUUCCAUUUGAUAGAGCCCAUGGGAUGAAUGCAUUUGAAUAUCCAGCCAAGGAUCAGAGAUUCAAUGAGGUUUUCAACAGGGGAAUGUAUAACUACACCCGAAUUGCGAUGAAGAGACUUCUUCAAGUCUACAAAGGAUUUGAUGGGGUCAAAGAAGUGGUGGAUGUCGGUGGCGGACUCGGUGCAACGCUUGACUGUAUCAUUUCCCACCACCCAAACAUCCGGGGAGUUAACUUUGAUCUUCCUCAUGUCAUCCAGGAUGCUCCUCCUCGUCCAGGUGUGGAUCAUGUUGGUGGAGACAUGUUUGAAAGUGUUCCAAAUGGAGAAGUUAUUCUCAUGAAGGUAUGUACUUUAUAUACAGUUCUUGAAUGCCUUCAUAAGCUUUGAUUGUUAAGAUGUAUAUAAUGCGAAUAUUAUUUAUUUUUCAACUCAUUUUAUAUGCAGUGGAUUCUUCAUGAUUGGAGUGACGAUCAUUGCCGGAAGCUAUUGAGGAACUGUUACAAUGCCUUACCAAAUGCAGGGAAAGUGAUCCUGGUUGAAGCAGUACUGCCAGAGACUCCUGAUUCUGAGUUCUUAUCCAAAACCGGGUUUAUGUCCGACAUGAACAUGAUGACUAUAAACCCUGGAGGAAAGGAGAGAACUCAGACAGAAUUUCAAGCUCUGGCCUCAGAUGCUGGAUUCUCUGCCCUGAAACUGGUGUGCCCUGUCUAUGGUGAUUGGGUUAUUGAAUUGUACAAAAACUAGUCAUAAAAAAGUUCUGAUUUUUGCUAUUUUCGACCCAUCUCUAGUCAAGAAUAUUUGUGUUUUACCUUCCAAUUUACGGGACUAGACUGUAGUUGGUUGUGAUUUAUUGAUCAGGAAUUUGUCUUUCAUGUUUGUGACAGUUGUAACGUCAAUCCAAUUAGUCCAAAAGAAGUUCAACUGAUUGUGAAAAUGCCAAAGGGCAAAGACCGGCUUGAUCUCUCUUCGAAUCGUAAUCAAGAACCAAGCUAAUUAUUUCUGCAACAGAAAUGUGGACAGAAUGGAUCCCACAAUUCGUAUCUAGUUGAAAACUGACGGCCUUAAAAGAGCCAACCGGAUGUUCCAUGUUACACAUUUUCUAGUUUUUACCGCUUGAAGGUUUCUUUAUUGGGGAA
This is a messenger RNA of Oldenlandia corymbosa var. corymbosa, 1797 nucleotides long. Lineage: Eukaryota; Viridiplantae; Streptophyta; Magnoliopsida; Gentianales; Rubiaceae. The record is from the annotation of a GenBank genome assembly.